AUGUACAAAAGAGCACCCACCAGGGAUGAGUACUACAUUCAGCAUGGAAACAAGAAAUGCUUCACCGGAAAAGUCCCCAUCGGAAUCUCCCGCAUCAGCCGCGUUUCCUGCACCGUCGCCCCCAAUGCUACACACGCGAAUAGCGCAGGGGAGCCCAUAACUGGCACGAAUCGGAAGAGGCGAAAGAGGCCCCACGGUGGCAGCAGAAGAAGCAGAAGCAGAAACAGAAGAAGCAGAAGAAGCAGAAGCAGAAGCAAAAGCAGCAGUAGGAGCAGCAUAGCAGCCGCUACGACGGCGAAGCAGAAAAUGCCAAAACGCACGCAUGCAACCAUAACGAGCAUAAUCCUUCUUCUACUCCACGUCCUUCCCCAAAAUGCGGGUAUAAAAAUUAAGAGACUGAGCGAUGCAUUUAAUUUUAUCGAACCAGCCAUCUGGAAAAGCAACUCCAAAUAUGAAAUAAAUCCCAAUCUUCACUUUGUGCGGAGAAUAGAGAAAUGGGAUCGCCUUAAGAUGAGGAGUUCCCCAAAUGGGGAGCACGCGCAAGGUACUAACGCUUCAGCCAGUGAUGAAGAAAAUGUUCUGCUGGAGAAGCAGCGCAGGAGGAAUGAUGCCAUGGACAAUCAUGUGUCGAGCUGCCAACACGGGAACACCCCUCCAAAGGGAGGCGCCACCGUAGAAGAGAAAAAAGCCAAACGAGAAUACCUAAAUGGGGAAAUAUUAAACGAAGAAGAAAUAAAUGAAAACAUGAGGUUUCAGCAGUGGAGUGACCGAAUACAAUUUUCGGAGGCAAACUGUUUCUACUACGACGUAGCACACGAGUGCGUUAGUACAAAGAAGUACUAUAAGAUAUAUCAGGUGAAUUCUAGCUUUUACAGAAGGGAGUUCAUGUUGACUGACAGUUCUUCCGUGAGUUUGGUCCCAUUUUUGAACAAAAAGGAGAGCGAACAAGCGUGUCAAUCGCUGACGAAAAAUUUUAGCGGAAAAAUGACGUAUGAUAUGUUCGUGGGGGGGAAGGGCGAAGCGGCAGGAGAAGCGGCAGGAGAAGUGACAAGAGACGCGGCAGGAGAAGUGACGAGAGACGCGGCAGGAGAAGUGACGAGAGACGCGGCAACCAGCUGUGAGGAAAAGAGUGGAGGUUGGCCUUCCCAAAAUAGCGUAACGCAAAAUAGCGCAACCGCUGGCGGAGACCGCUACGAGGAAUCACUGCUGAGCGAAGAGCAAGUGGGGCAGCUGUCCGACAUCAAUUUCGCGCUGCGGGCGAACAUGCUUUUCCCGACCGAGUCGCUGCGUAGCUCCAUAUACAUCGGGAAGGAGGCCUUCAACGACUUCCUCGAAAAGGGAACGGAGUCCAUCAAGCUAGCGAUGAACAAGCAUUUGCAUCACUACUAUAGACACAACCUGAAAAGUAACUUGGACGACAAAAUUUUCCUCAUGUUCAUCCUGAGGUAUAUCAAAAAUUACAUUUUAAAAAUAGUAUACAGGACAUUCCAAGUCAAACUAAGCAACGAAAUGGAAAUCGAGAAUGACUCCAAUGUACAGCCAAGUGGAAGCAACAAAAUGAUUAGUAACGAAACGUAUAUAGAGCUAGCAUCCGAAUUUGAAGAAAUAAUAAAUAUAUUAACACACUUUAUAGAAAAAAUGAAAAAAAUGUUCAAAAUUGAAGAAAAAGAAUUGGAAGAUUAUUUGUCCAAGAAAAAGGAAAUUAUAAAUUAUUCAACUCCAUAUGUUUUACAAAAUAAUGAAGAAGCAGAAAGACAUAUUAUGAACAUGUGGAAUUAUUUUAAUUUUAAAAUUUUCAACAAUGAGUUGCCAAAUUUUGACUCGAUAAAUUUCUUUUGGAUAACUGACAAAGUGGAGAAACUGAAGAAAAUUUCAAAUAUGAAAAUGUACAGAAUUGGGAAUAAACAUUUUUUAAACUUACCCAAUAUUAUGUUCCACUGUGCGUUGAAAACGUCUCCCCUGUUAUUAAAUUACACCAUAUUAAAGGUCAUGUAUGAAUACCAGAAAUUAUUGUGCGUGGAUAUUUUACCCUUCAAGGAAGUAAAGAAUUAUAAUAUGUCCAAAAAAAUUGAUGAGAAGAAACAGAAAAUUAUCAAGUUCGUUCACGGGAUUGCUGGCUUGCUGGAGAAUAUCGACUUCCAUUUUUAUGCUCCCUAUUUGGGAGACCUCAAUUUGGACAACGAGGAGGCAGCCACGUUUUACUCCUACGUUAAGGAUAUCAAUGGGGAUGACAAGAAGAUGUUCCGUCCUUUGGAAUACAACAAGGAGCUUUCGUUUUCCCCGGGGGAGGGCAUCAUGGAGGAUACCGAUGUGAGCGACACCGAUGUGAGCGGCACCGAUGUGAGCAGCACCGAUGUGAGCGGCACCAAUGUGAGCGGUACCAAUGUGAGCGGCGCCAAUGUGAGCGGCACCAGUGUGAGCGGCGCCAGUGUGAGCGGCGCCAACCGGGGAGUGGCCAACAUGGAAGACUCCCCCCCGGAUGCCCCCCCCCUGGACGAUGACGAGCCAGACCAGGACGACCUCACAAUGCUGCUCCUCAAAUCGAACGCCACCAGCGACAUCAACCGAGCCAUCCAGAUGGCCACCAACGUGUAUAGGAAGAAAAACGUCGGCCAUCUGUGGGGUAACCCCGCGGACGUCACAAGCCCGGAAGCGAGCGAGGCAGAAGGAAGAACCGCGCUAAGAGUAAAAGCAGACCCUGGUAAAACCAACCCAGGGGCCUCUUACCAAUUGAAGGAGAACAACCCAGCACUGCAGCGAUUCAGAAUACCGCUGAACGAAUUUGCGUCCUCCCUUUUCCUAUGCGAUGUGAACAACUCCACGAAGCUUCUAACACAGGGAAUCGAAAAGCUAAAGCAGCUAAACGAGUUCGACUUAACUUAUGUACAUAACGCCCUGACGUACGCGUGCAUGCGUUUUUUACACGAAAGUGGUAACGAAAAUGAAGAUGUGGAAAGCCUUUUAAAAAAAUAUGAAAAAAACGAAAAGGUAGAAACGACCAACAACAUCAUGACGCUGCAAAUGAUGGUGGUCAUAGGAGAACUCUUCCGAAACAUCAGGAAGUCGAGAACAAAGGAGAAAUACUUUUUUAAAAAAAUCCUACAGACAGAUGUUAUUACAAAUAUAUACAAAGAUGCCAGUAUCUACGAUGAACAUAUGAACAUUAACAAAAUGGAUUACGUGAUGAAUAAUUUAAAAAUUGCUUAUCCCAUGAAAAGUAACAUUAUGUUGACGCCAAAAAAUAGAGAAGAAAUCGCCUACUAUUUUUUGAACUAUUACACCAAGCACCUUUUCCGUUAUGAUUUGCCAAACAAUGUCAUAAUAAAAUUUACGGACAAAAUAUCUGGGCUAAGUUUUUACGAUUACAAUUUUGACUAUGUAUCGAAUGAUGUGGUCAUUUAUGUGCAUAACGAUGUUAGUAACUCGUUCGUGCUGUCUAGGGUCAUCCUGGAUGAGUGCCUCAACGUGUAUGAAAAGUACACCACAUACGUGCACAAGUAUGGGGGGAACACGGAUAACUCGACGGUUAGGGAGGCCAAGAGCAAGCUGAAGAAGGAAGGGGGUCCGCAUGAUGAGUCAACUACGCAGAGGAAUAGCACUGAAAGGAGAAAUGAUCAAUCGGGAAGGAACCACUCAAGGGAUGACGCCAAGUUGGAGGAGGAAUUUCUGGAAGAUGAAGACCCAGACGAGGAAGAGAUGAAUCAUCUGGAUGCGGAAGAGGAGCACAUCGACGCAGAAAAUAUCAACUUGGACAAUAUCAAAGAGGUGGAUAGCUCAGGAGAGUCCCCAGCUGAAGACAACACAGAUGACCAACCUGUGGAUGACGAACAUGUGGAUAUCUUCAACUACGUGAAAGUAAAUCGAAUAAAGCAGUUCAUUCGGUUUGUGAUCGAAUACAACCAGUGGCCCUUCUUCCUAGAUGAAACGAUCAACCUGGACUCGUAUCUGAGCAGCGAAGAGCUGGAACUGUUGAAAAACGUAAAGCAUUAUAACAGCCUAAAUAACUUUUUCCUAAAGCUGAAAGAAGCACAUAUAGACAAAAAAAGAAUCAUGGAAAUCAUUCAAAGUGCCAUAAAAAGGGAAGACUGCAAAGAGAUAUGGGAGGAAAAGAAAAUCCCCAUUAAACACAUCGCCUCUGCAUUAUUCACAAAUAAUUACAUCAAUUUAUUUAAAGUUUUCCAGAGGGGCAUAAAGGUGUUACUAAAUAUGAACUUAAAUGAAAUUGACCUAGUUAUGAACAAAUGCAAAUAUGCAUGCGAAAUUGUUUACUAUAAAAGAUUGGAAGAACUCAAGUCUUCCAACAAUAAUCUCAUUUUUACCAUGUACAACGAAAAUGUAAGCUCGAUUGAAUAUUACUUUGACAAGCUAAAGGAAAAAAUUAUUUUAAUCAGCUUGAUCAAGAAGGAAGAUAUAUUUGGGACUCUCAUAAAUUUGAUAUCUGGUAUUUUCCCCAAUAAGACUAAAUCCGUGAGCGAAUUUGAAAAUGGCCCUCAGGACAAAAAACCAAAGGAGAAAAUUGACGAGCUCAUUUUCCUGUACGACUCUGAGAGGAAGAAGUGUGGCUUCACAACGGAGCUAAAUAGAUCCGCUGUCACACAGAACCUGUUUCACUUUUUCAACAAAGAAAUAUUUGAAGGAAAAAUAAAGAAUGUCCAAAUCGAAUUCGUCAAAAAUGACGAAACUCUUUCCACACACUUGAAUUUAGUCAACUCUUUUGAAAGUCCAAAAAUUUUAAUUAAUGACAAUGUGUAUUCAGUUACCAUUUUGGCGAAUGUAUUGCUUAAAGAAAUGGCUGAGAUUUUUUACUUCUACAAUGAGAACAAAAUCGAGAGGGAAAAUAAGCUCUACUUGAAGAAGGACUUUAAGAGUGCAUACCUGCCCGUCGUUUUCAAGUAUGCCAAUUGUUUCCAGGGCGGGGAGAGUAAAGCGGCCUUCGACUUUGGCGAGGAACACCCAGAGGGGAAGCACCCAGAGGGGAAGCUCCCAGAGGGGAAGCUCCUAGGGGAGAAACACCCAGAGGGGAAGCACACAGGGGAGAAGCACCCAGAGGGGAAGCAAAACCUCCAAGUGGGGCCCCUUCCAACCCACUUAACAAUCCCUGGAGCAACCGCAUCCCCACUGCAGAAAGAACAACUCAUCGCGGAGAAGGACAAAAUGGAUAUCGACAACCUGAUCGACCGAAUCGCAAACUACAACCAUGAAGAAAUGUUCAAAGAAAUUCUAGAGUUUCGAAAAGAGAAAUAUAAUGACAAAGCAGAGGUGCAAAAAUGUCUGGAGGAAUAUCUAUACACAUACGACAAGUUGAAUGUCAUGAAAUAUGGCACACCUGGGGUGAGUGAGAAAAAAGAAAAAAAUGAGCAAUCGGAUGGCACCGCUACGCCAAACACAGACCCUGCAACGCCAAACACAGACCCAGCAACGCCAAGCACAGACCCGGCAAUGGAACUGUAUUUCGAACCAAACGACCUCAAAAGUAUUUACCUUAAUUAUAUGUAUAAAUACAUCGAGUACGUGAUUAAAAAAAAAGAGUUCCCCAUUGUAUUUAACGAAAUAAACGAGGAAUGGAUUAACGCUUUGACGGAGCUCGAAAAUCAGAAAAUUCUGGUCUACUCCACAAAAAAUAACAGUGGGCAUCUGUACGACCUACUCAUUAAUAGCAAAGCAUGUUCGUCAAAGAGGGCCCUGGCGAUUCUGGAACAUAGCUUACAAAAAAGGAACAGCGAUGACGAACUGGUGGAGAGGACCCUAUCUCGCAGUGAAGACAAUGAUGCCAUAAAAAGUUUCGACGAAUUUGUCCUGUGGAUAAAUAAAAAUAUGAGAAAAAACUACGAAAAGAUAGACCACCAGGAAUUGUUAAAUGCUGAUGCCCCUGAAAAUGUGAAGGAUGAUAUCAAGGACGUUAUAAAAGAGUACAAUGCUCUGUACGAUGCCAAUGCUACGAGGAACUUAGACCCCAACAGCGUUACUAUUGACAAUUUAAAAGAUUUGGUUAAGAAGCACAACAUUUCGAAGGAGGAGAUACUGUCCGCCAUGAGCCAGCUGGACAUGCCCGAAGACUUCGACGUAGACUCGUUGUUCAAGUGA
Messenger RNA from Plasmodium cynomolgi strain B, 6084 nucleotides. RefSeq lists its product as hypothetical. The transcript has 2 exons. The record is from RefSeq and is a predicted model, not a curated record. Bases 1 to 6084 code for a protein of 2027 amino acids. Lineage: Eukaryota; Apicomplexa; Aconoidasida; Haemosporida; Plasmodiidae.